CGAGUGACAGUGGGAGACGAACUUCCCUUCUAUCUGAGCAACCUAUCAACUCUCCAACCUGAAUAACCGUGUUAGCCUCUGUGGCCUGUCCUUGGCACGGCAUAGGGACAGGGAAGGUGUUAGCUUAAGUCACAACGCUUUUAAAAGUCUAAUGGGAGGGACCGUCAGGCCUUUUAGGAACAUUCCCGUCAUGUCUGACACGCAAGAAGCUACCAGACAGAUCCUGGAUCUGAACCUUCGUGAGAGCGAGAGGUCUGUGCCUGUGACAGAAAGUGGCUUUGGGAGUGAGUCCAAGCAUUUCCGAGUCACUAUUGGAGCCACUGUCCCUACGGGCUUUGAGCAAACAGCUGCAGAUGAAGUGAGAGAGAAAUUGAAGUCAUCAUGCACAAUCAGCAAAGACCGGGGCAAGAUAUAUUUUGAUAUUGCAGUGGAAAGUCUGGCUCAGGUUCAUUGUCUGAGAUCAGUUGAUAACUUGUUUGUGGUUGUUCAGGAGUUUAAAGAUUACCAGUUCAAAAACACAAAGGAAGAGGUUCUAAAGGACUUUGAAGAAUUGGCUGAAAAGCUCCCAUGGUCGGACCCUUUAAAAGUUUGGCAAAUUAACACCACUUUCAAGAAGAAGAAAGCAAAGCGCAGAAAGGCAAAUCAGAGUGCAGGUAAAGAGAAGGUUGACUGUGGACAAGGAGAUAAAGAAGAUGAGAAAGAUAGUAAGAAGCUUGCCAGCAGCAUUACAGAUUCACAUAUCUUGGACUAUUAUGAAAAUCCAGCCAUCAAAGAAGAGAUAUCAACUUUAGUAGGUGAUGUCUUGGCAUCUUGCAAAGAUGAAACUGGUGAAAGCUUAAGAGAAGAAACUGAACCACAAGUACAGAAGUUUAGAGUUACCUGCAACAGAGCAGGAGAAAAACAUUGCUUUACCUCAAAUGAGGCUGCGAGAGAGUUUGGGGGUGCUGUUCAGGAGCAUUUCAAGUGGAAGGCUGAUAUGACCAACUUUGAUGUAGAGGUUCUUCUAAACAUCCAUGAUAAUGAAGUCAUUGUUGGCAUUGCACUGACAGAGGAGAGUCUCCAUCGCAGAAAUAUUACACAUUUUGGACCUACAACUCUUAGAUCAACUCUUGCCUAUGGGAUGCUAAGGCUAUGUGAACCUAAACCUACUGAUGUAAUAGUGGAUCCAAUGUGUGGAACAGGGGCUAUACCAAUAGAGGGGGCUACUGAGUGGUCUCACUGUUACCAUAUUGCUGGGGACAACAACCCACUGGCAGUGAACAGAGCAGCAAAUAACAUCUCAUCUCUAUUAACUAAGAGCCAGAUUAAAGAUGGAAAAACAUCCUGGGGUUUGCCGAUUGAUGCUGUUCAAUGGGAUAUCUGCAACCUUCCACUGAGAACUGCUUCUGUGGAUAUUAUCGUAACAGAUAUGCCAUUUGGUAAAAGGAUGGGCUCCAAGAAGAGAAACUGGAAUCUAUAUCCAGCAUGCCUUCGGGAAAUGAGCCGUGUCUGUAGACCGGGGACAGGCAGAGCUGUACUGCUUACCCAGGACAAGAAAUGUUUUAACAAGGCAUUAUCUGGAAUGGGACAUGUGUGGCGAAAGGUCCAUACAGUCUGGGUGAACAUCGGGGGCCUUCAUGCUGCAGUCUAUCUUCUGAAACGCACGGCUCAAGCCUUUGUUCAUCCCUCAGAACAAGAUGGACAAAGAGGCCCUCCUUGGUAAAGCAAAGAAUGAAGACGACUUAAUAGUAUUUGUAGUUCCUAACACUGGCAAUGUCAGCAUAAAGACCUUGCUUUGGGAGAAAAAUAGCAGAAAAGUAUCUUAGUUUUGCAGUUUUAACUGCUUAACUACUCUGGAAUGCUUUAUUGUUAGCAAGGUGAUUGUAAUAGUAUUUCCUGAGGACCCUACGUUGCUUGGUUUCUAGGUUUUAGAACACUUCCGGCCACGUUCUAUUGCCUGUUAUGCAGCCUGUUCUAUAUAUCACCCUCAGAAACUGAAGCAUCUUAAGACCUACAGUUUGCCAUUUGCCUUAAAAUAAAUACACACAACCAAAA
Molecule: messenger RNA, 2034 nt
Organism: Psammomys obesus (fat sand rat)
Lineage: Eukaryota; Metazoa; Chordata; Mammalia; Rodentia; Muridae
Gene: Thumpd3
Product: THUMP domain containing 3
Exons: 10
Coding region: 152-1702 (516 amino acids)
Biological process (GO): tRNA methylation
Molecular function (GO): tRNA (guanine) methyltransferase activity; RNA binding
Source: RefSeq, a predicted model, not a curated record